AUGGCGCAGAUGGGAAAGAGCGAGCUAGCUUCAGCCAAAAAACCCAAGGGAGCUGCAGGAAAUACAGGUUUGGUUAGUGGCAAGGCUGGGGAGAGUGGAAAAGCAACUUCUGGUUUUGGAAUGAUGGAGUUUCACAAAGUGGCAUUUUGUGAUUUGCAGGCUCUUCACAUGGUUUUAGAUAGCCGGAUUAAUAAAGCUGGGAAGUUGCGAGGUGUGUAUAUGAAGACCAAGGAUGGUAAACUUAUUGAGAUUAAACCAUAUGUUCGUAUCCCAAGGAUGUUUAAGCUAUUCUUUGGUGUCAUGUUGCAGCUACUACAGAAACUGAGUAUAUCUGUCGUUGGUAAGCGUGAGAAACUUAUGCGUAUGAUCAAGAACCCUAUGACACAGUAUUUACCUGUUAACUCCCGGAAAGUAGGACUCUUGUACAGUUCAGAGAAACUAGUUAGCAUUCAAAAAUAUGUUGCUGCUGCUGAAAACAAUAUGGACCUUGUUUUUGUGUGGGAUAGAAGAACAAAUCUUGUUUACACAGAAAAGGAUAUUGAUGAAGUUCGGGCUGAAUGGGCGAAACAUGUUAUGAAGUUUGCACAAGUGUAG
Molecule: messenger RNA, 594 nt
Organism: Rosa chinensis
Lineage: Eukaryota; Viridiplantae; Streptophyta; Magnoliopsida; Rosales; Rosaceae
Product: ribosomal RNA small subunit methyltransferase NEP1-like
Exons: 5
Coding region: 1-594 (197 amino acids)
Biological process (GO): rRNA base methylation
Cellular component (GO): nucleolus; small-subunit processome
Molecular function (GO): rRNA (pseudouridine) methyltransferase activity; rRNA binding
Source: RefSeq, a predicted model, not a curated record